UCGGGCGCGCUCGGGGCACCCGCUUUGGGCGCACUCUACGCGGUCGAGUCCGGCAACCCUGACCAGACCACGGCUCUUUUAAGCGGGCAUCGCUGCCGCUGCAGUUCAGUUGAGUGUCGUCCACGGUCCGUGCUUGUGCAGUGUAGUGAGUCCGCCACUCUCCGCGUGCUGAGUGCCCUGCUUCCGCACCGCGCCUCGACGAGGAGUGCUGCUCUAGCCUGACACUCGAGCCGAGGAGACAGGGGCCUGCUGCGACUACUGGCUGUGAGCCCGCUGCCCGAGCCGUCCAUCUCUCAGCAUCAACCGACGCUGCCGGACCGGAGCUGAGCAUCUUCGAAUCGUUGAGGAUGAAGAAAGGCGUGAAGCAUCUUAUUUCCAUGGCUGCGGUGUGCUCUGGUGGGACCUGCGUCUAUGCUGGUUAUAACAUUUUCAGGGGGAAUGAAAAGUUCUAUGAUAAUAUUCUUAUCCCACUGUUGCACUGCCUCAACCCUGAAACGGCUCACAACUUUGCAGUUCAAGCAUCCAAGUUUAAGUUGAUUCCACACAGUCACUUUAAAGAUCCUGAAUGUUUGACAACCAAUGUGUGGAACAUAAAAUUUGCUAAUCCCGUUGGCAUGGCUGCUGGAUUUGAUAAACAAGGUGGAGCUGUAGAGGGUUUGCUCCAGGUUGGGUUUGGAUUUGUAGAGAUUGGCUCUGUCACUCCUAUGCCCCAGCCAGGGAACCCUCAGCCUCGAGUUUUUCGAUUGCCAGAAGAUAGUGCUGUCAUUAACAGAUACGGCUUUAAUAGUGAUGGCCAUGUUGCUGUUCAUCAACGACUUAAGAACUUACGUGAAAACGGGACCGAUGGUAUUAUUGGGGUGAAUCUAGGUAAAAAUAAAACGUCAAGUGACCCUGUACAGGACUACGUAGAUGGAAUCAAGAUGUUUGGAGAUGUAGCAGAUUAUCUCGUAAUAAACGUGUCAAGCCCCAAUACUCCUGGUCUCCGAAACUGGCAGAACAGUAGCCAGCUUCAAGAACUUCUCACAGCUUUGGUGUCAGCCAGGAACGAACUCCCACAACUGAUCAAACCACCACUUCUUUUGAAGCUAGCUCCUGAUUUGACGCAACAAGAAAGAAAAGAUAUUGCUAGAGUCAUUUCCCGCAAGGAGUGCGCAGUUGAUGGUUUGAUAAUAUCGAACACAACAGUUUCUCGAGAGAACCUUCAAAGCCCUGCUGCCGGAGAACAGGGAGGGUUAAGUGGGAAGCCAUUGGCCGUCUCGUCAACUAGUUUAAUAAAAGACAUGUUUGUUUUAACCAAAGGUGAAGUUCCUAUUGUGGGAGUUGGUGGAAUAUUUACUGGCAAGGAUGCUUAUGAGAAGAUUAGAGCUGGUGCAAGCCUUGUACAGUUCUACACAGCUUACAUAUAUCAUGGACCCCCAAGAAUUACGAAAAUCAAACAGGAGCUGAGUCACCUUUUAAGUGCUGAUGGGUAUACAAACGUGGCAGAGGCUGUUGGAAAGGACGUGGAAGUUUGAUUUCCGAUUUAAGAAGUAUUGCUGUUAGCCGAUACCAGUGCAGGCUCUGUGGCUGGAGUGGUGAGCAAUCAGCUACCAGGAUUUCUUUCCUGGGGGUUGAUCCAACCGACCACCCGGGGUGCUAAUCCCCGUUACCCGAAACGUGGCCCGAAAUAAUGGCAAUUCAAGCACGGGUGGAGCGGAUCAGCAGUACACCUCACCUCUCCUCGGUGUUCUGGAAAAGGAGAACCGAUGUCGUCCAGCGACGAAUUACAGAAGGGACUAUAUGAGUGUUCACGCCGCCGAGCUGUACUUACCGCCACUUGCUGCACGAGGCAUGGCUGCAGCGUGCAACGUGUUGGUGCAGUAAGGGGUAUUGAAAUGCACGUUUUUUUGAAUUCCAUACCGGCACACCCGGAAAAGGGUU
Thrips palmi is the source of this 1920-nucleotide messenger RNA. Its product is annotated as dihydroorotate dehydrogenase (quinone), mitochondrial-like. Gene Ontology annotation, cellular component: cytoplasm; mitochondrial inner membrane. Bases 348 to 1514 code for a protein of 388 amino acids. Lineage: Eukaryota; Metazoa; Arthropoda; Insecta; Thysanoptera; Thripidae. Gene Ontology annotation, molecular function: dihydroorotate dehydrogenase activity. The record is from RefSeq and is a predicted model, not a curated record. The transcript is spliced from 10 exons. Gene Ontology annotation, biological process: 'de novo' pyrimidine nucleobase biosynthetic process; pyrimidine ribonucleotide biosynthetic process.